UACCCAGUUUGUUGCUAUCUGCAGACUGCAGUCACAGUGAAGACAAACUACCAGCCGAACCACGGGCUGUUGCUAAAGCACCUGAGAAUCAUUCCGUAACGCAAGAGGGAGCCAGUGGAAGGAGCAAUAUGGAGGGAGAUUCUUCACAUUCAACCACUACAGGCACUCUUUCCAGCAGAACAUCUCCCAUAGGUUGGGAAAAGACUCCUCCUAUGGAUGUAUUGGAGAAUGUCGACAAAGAAGAAUCUAUGGAUGAUGACCACAGUAGUGAAUUUUCCACAUGCUCGGAAACUGAUUCCAAACUUCUGGAAGAGGUGAAAAGACAAGGAAUGGGUCUGCCCCCUACCGGAAGAAUAAGACGACAGAAAUCUGGUGUAUUAUCUAUAACGUCUCCUACAAAACCCCUGAAGUACAAAGCUAAGGAUGUGCUGAGUGGAAAAGCAAAAAUGAAGCUUUCAAUUUACAAGAACUGUGGCCUUGUUACAGUACAUGUAAUGAGGGCGGCCUAUUUGUCUCAUAGAUAUCGGCAAGUGAAUGCUUACGUCAAGGUGUCAAUUUAUCCUGAGGAGGGUCAGCAAACAUCAUGGAAAACUUCUAUAGUGAAGGGUUCUAACAAUCCAGUGUUUGAUCAGAAGUUAUCCUUGUGAGUAUGCCCAAGGAAAA
Messenger RNA from Limulus polyphemus (Atlantic horseshoe crab), 663 nucleotides. RefSeq lists its product as uncharacterized. Lineage: Eukaryota; Metazoa; Arthropoda; Merostomata; Xiphosura; Limulidae. Bases 129 to 647 code for a protein of 172 amino acids. The transcript is spliced from 4 exons. The record is from RefSeq and is a predicted model, not a curated record.